Molecule: messenger RNA, 492 nt
Organism: Lobosporangium transversale
Lineage: Eukaryota; Fungi; Mortierellomycota; Mortierellomycetes; Mortierellales; Mortierellaceae
Product: cell cycle control protein cwf14
Exons: 3
Coding region: 1-492 (163 amino acids)
Biological process (GO): mRNA splicing, via spliceosome
Cellular component (GO): spliceosomal complex; nucleus
Source: RefSeq, a predicted model, not a curated record
AUGCCAAAGAUUAGAUCAAGCAGGACAAAACGUCCACCAGAGGGUUUUGAUGAGAUUGAGCCAACACUUUUGGAAUUCCAGCAAAAAAUGAAAGAUGCUGAGAAUGACCCACAUGAAGGCAAGAGAAAGAUAGAGGCAUUAUGGCCGAUUUUUCGACUUCAUCAUCAACGAUCUAGAUAUGUGUAUGAAUUAUUUUAUAAACGCAAGGCGAUUUCAAAGGAGCUGUACGAAUAUUUGUUAAAGCAAGGAUAUGCAGAUGGAAACUUGAUUGCUAAGUGGAAGAAGGCCGGAUAUGAGAAAGUAUGUUGUUUGAGAUGUAUUCAGCCCAAGGAUACCAAUUUCGGGACGACAUGUGUAUGCAGAGUUCCAAAAGAUAAACUUGAGGAUGGCAAAGUAAUCGAGUGUAUACAUUGUGGAUGUAGAGGAUGUUCCAGUGGAAGUGGCGCAGGAUCUGCAGGAAAGAAAGACGGACCAUCAGCAUUGCAAAACUAG